GCUUGUAGGCUGUACUUACUACUACUUGAGUUUGACUUGAGUAGAUUGAGAUUACUUCUCCCCUGACUGCCGUCGCGGAACAUGAAGAACAUUACCCAUGCGACAUCGGGGUAUGACGCCGCGCGGAAAUGGUUCGCAAUCGUCCCGCCGACAGUGGUCGCCCCCCUACUAACCUUCAUCAUCAAUGCGCCAUUCGGGAGAUUCUCGCCUAAGGAGGACAGCAUAUUUCUGGUGGACGGGAUAAAAGCAUGGAUAGCCAUGGAGCUCGUCUUCCCGCUCACCUUCUGCUACACCUUCCUCAAAAGUCCGCUUUCCCCAGAGCCGCACCCUCCUCUUGCGCUCUCGCACCCGCCAACGUUCCUCGGCGCGCUCCUGCUGCUGCACUACCUGAACCGCGCGCUCAUCUCGCCCCUCCGCACGCCCUCGCGCUCCAAGUCGCACAUUAUCGUGCCGCUUUCCGCACUCGCUUUCAACCUCACGAAUGGCAGCCUCCUCGGCGCAUACUUCUCCUCGCCCGCCGCGCAGGCGUACCUCGCUAACGCCUUCGCGCGCCCCUCGUUCUGGGUGGGCCUCGCCCUCUGGGCCGCGGGCCUCGCGGGGAACAUCCUCCACGACGAGGUUCUCCUCAACAUCCGGCGCACCGCGAAGGCGAAGGGCAAGGGCCGCGCGUCGCCGCCGCCCGCGGGCAAGGGGCAGAAGCAGAGCAAGCAGGAGCACUACGCCAUCCCGCACGGCUACCUCUACCGCUUCAUCUCCUACCCGAACUACUUCUGUGAAUGGUGCGAGUGGCUUGGGUUCGCUAUCGCCGCCGCGCCCCUACCGUCGUUUGUGUCGGGCGCGGACUUCCUCGCGACGGUCGCCCCGCCGUGGCUGUUCUUCAUGUCCGAGAUAUUCCUGAUGCUUCCGCGCGCGUGGCAGGGGCAUAGGUGGUACCGUGCCCGCUUCCCGGACUACCCGAAGGAGCGUAAGGUGGUCAUUCCGUUCUUGUUCUGA
Rhodofomes roseus is the source of this 993-nucleotide messenger RNA. RefSeq names its product 3-oxo-5-alpha-steroid 4-dehydrogenase-domain-containing protein. Gene Ontology annotation, biological process: lipid metabolic process. The coding region runs from base 82 to 993 and encodes 303 amino acids. Gene Ontology annotation, molecular function: oxidoreductase activity, acting on the CH-CH group of donors. The record is from RefSeq and is a predicted model, not a curated record. Lineage: Eukaryota; Fungi; Basidiomycota; Agaricomycetes; Polyporales; Fomitopsidaceae. The transcript has 3 exons.